AUGGCUCAAACUGAAUCUUCCCCGUUACUUGGUCGUCCACAAGGAAAUAAUCGCUCCUCCUUACGUCGUGCCUUGUACGUCAUUAUUCCUUUGGCAUUAAUUGCCGUAAUUACGAUCUGUAUCAUUUUUCUGAGCAGUAAUGAAUCCAAGAAACCUUCAACGACGGCAUCUGAACGCACUAGUGAUAGCAAUCUAUUGAUUAUGCGACCACCUUUUAUUGAGAAAACGCAUCCAAUUCCACCCAAACUUGUCCGUCCUAAUGGAUUAAAUCAAUCCUUACCAACUAAUGCAUUCUGGUCUAAUUUACUAGUAGCCGAUAAUCAUGGGCUUAAUGCUGGUUGUGGUGAACUCACUCUAAGUCCGUAUACAAUCCGAAGUUUACCAAAACGGCUAGAAAUUUCGUAUGGAGAUUCACGUCGUGUUGCGACAAAUGAAACGAUUAUGGAAUAUUUUAAUGUGGAUGCGAGCUUUACUGCCUAUAGCCGCAAGGUUGUAAAUGGACAAAAGACAGACAAGAUCUUAUUGGGAGAAGGUAAUAGUACGUUAAGAAAUGUAGUGGAGUUUAAUGUUCUAUCGGUAUUACUACAGUAUUAUUAUGAAGAAGAUAGUAAGUGGAUGAAAGUGCCCUUGGUCCGUGGCUCACCUUACGUUACAGUCGAGUACCAGAAUGUACUUCCAGUGCUUGAGUUUAACGCUACUGUAUUGAGUAUCAAUAACAAAAAAGUGGACGAGAAAAUGGACUCACUCGCGACGUGGAAGCAAUUACAGACAUGGACCAGCAACCGUUUUGAACUUGACGUCGAAGUGUAUGGUGCUGGAGAGAGUGCACACGGAACGGGCAAGGCCCGACAAAAGUGGAUCUUGUAUUUUGAAAAGGUCCGCACGUUGCAGCUUCAGUUUGCCAACGAGACGACCUACCGACCGUACAAUAGCCGUGGUGAGCUGACAACCCCAACCAAUGUUCGACUAGUGGAUACGGACUUUUACACGGGUGCAGUGCGACUUGCGAUUGUUCCACAGGGAGCGUCACAGGUUGUAGUCGACACGCUUGACCAGUCUGCUGACAUUUAUCCCGUGGGAUCUUCGAUUACAAUGGACGUCAAUGACGUUAGCGGGUCAUUCUCGUUCUGCUGGAAAACCAAGAGGUUCUGUGCUCAAGGUGAGCCGGGUUAUCACUCAAACUCAACUUCUGACCUGCUCAUGGUGGCAAACCCGCAUCAUGUAGCGACGAUAAAGACUGAAGGCGAUGCCAUUCGGGUGCUGGGUCAGUUUGGACAUCGCACGCUGAAGUCGAAUAUGACAGCGAUACUCGGCAGCUGCUGGGAGAUGCAGGAAACGCUACCAACAACCUCAUUCCAAGAAGAAAGUGUGGUGAUUCAGCCUCAGUAUGUGGAAGCGAUAAAGACUGCUUUGUUCAACGACUCGAAGUACACUCCAGUAGCGAAUGACCCUUACUAUUUUGGAAAGGAGGUUGGUCGUCAGGCCCGUUUGGUCCUAAUCGCUGACAAGCUAGGCGAAAAGAAAUUACGUGAUGACAUGCUUGAUAGGCUUGAAGAAUGGUUGACUCCAUGGAUGCUUGGUCAGAACAGUGAUCACUUCGUGUAUGAUCGUACUUGGGGUGGCUUGUGCUCACUAAAUGGACUGAAGGGUGUAUUCUGGAUGACGGAUUUUGGAAAUGGCUGGUACAACGACCACCACUUUCACUACGGCUACUUAUUGUAUGCCGUCGCUGUGAUUGGCAAGUAUCGCCCGGACUUUGCACAGACGCAUAAGGCUGCUGUUAUGUCCAUUGUGCGCGACAUUGCUAGCCCUGACCAGACCGACACCUUUUUCCCGUUCACCCGUCACUUCUCUUGGUUUGAUAGCCACUCAUUUGCCAGUGGUGUCUACAUUCUAGAUGGUGGCAAGUCUCAGGAGAGUGUAAGUGAAGCCAUUAACGCUUAUUAUGGCGUGUACCUGGUGGGCAAGUCCUUCCAGGCUCCAGAGGUGGAGCAUAUUGGCCAUCUUCUUCUUGCCAUGGAGAUCCGCGGUGCGCAAACAUACUGGCAGAUGCCGUCUACCUCUAACAUUUAUGAACCAAUAUACGCGGCCAACAAGAUGACGGGUCAAGUUGCUGCCACGAAAGUGUCUUAUACGACGUGGUUUGGUCCACAAAUCGAGCAUAUGCAUCUGAUCAAUAUGAUUCCGUUUACGCCGAUCACGAGCGAGUUCUUAACGCCCGCGUAUGUCAAGGAGGAGUACCCAAUUUUGCAGCAGCAGGCGUUUCACCGCGCUAAAGACCCUAUUGAAGACCUUUGGAAGGGCUAUGCGUAUCUGGACCUAGCCAUUAUCGACCCGACUGAUGCGUGGGCAAAGGUCCAGAGCCUGAAUUUUUUCGAUGACGGCAACUCCCGAACGAACUCGUUGUACUGGAUCGCUACACGCCCGAUGAAUUGA
Messenger RNA from Peronospora belbahrii, 2436 nucleotides. Lineage: Eukaryota; Oomycota; Peronosporomycetes; Peronosporales; Peronosporaceae. The record is from the annotation of a GenBank genome assembly.